This is a messenger RNA of Penicillium atrosanguineum, 756 nucleotides long. RefSeq lists its product as uncharacterized. NCBI's taxonomy places the organism in Eukaryota, Fungi, Ascomycota, Eurotiomycetes, Eurotiales, Aspergillaceae. The transcript has 2 exons. The record is from RefSeq and is a predicted model, not a curated record. The coding region runs from base 1 to 756 and encodes 251 amino acids.
AUGCCUGUCCUCAUCAACCGUAGAAUGCGAACCUCGUCAGGCAAGAAUACUGGCACCCACGUCCGUGCUUCCGGUCCUGUUCCUUUGAGUCACGAUGCUUCGAUGCGCUCUUCUGAGGCGUCUUGGUCUGAGGAUGACGAAGACAUCAUCAUGGUAACUCAUGGACUCAACGCCUCCCAGUGUGCUUUGAAAGCCACCAACGACUGCAUCCAACACAAGAUUGCAAAGCUGCAAGUCAACACUGUCCGCCUCAAGCGCGAACUGUGGCUCCUCCAGCGACACGUCAAGAACUUCAACCACCCACUGUACGAAACAUGGGAAGCUGAUAUCCUCACCCGUCUCAUCGAAGUUGGCCAUGCGCACCAGCGCCGCCCCAAGCUUCAGGCAGGUGUUGUUAUCGGCGAUACCACGGUCGCUGAUCGUGAGAAUCUCUUCCACGCAUACAACACUGCUGCUAAGCAGGUUCGUGAGGACACUCUCCAGCAGCUCGGUCUCGAUAAGAAGUACUUUGAGGCACUGGCGCGCUACAAUGAGGUACGCGAGAUACAUCUCCUUGACUGGUGUCAAGUCUGUUUUCUCUGCUCACACUCACAGGUCGCACUCUACCGCAGCCCGAACCCAUUCCAGACGGAGAAUGCCUUCGCCAAAUGGCUCCUCGAUGAGAAGGAACAACGACCCGCGAAGUUCGACUUCUGGUCAAAGCUGUUCCCCGUCUGCUACGGCCGGACCGUGGAGGAAAGCGCCACCAUGUUCUGA